AUGCAUGCCAAAAGAACAAUCAAUGUGGUUGGUGUUCAUGCCGCCGGGGAAGUUGGCGAUGUUAUUGUCGGCGGCGUUUUGGAUGUCCCGGGAAAAACCAUGUUUGACAAAAUGAUGUACUUCUGGAAGAACGCAGACGAUAUCCGACAGAUAAUGUUGAAUGAGCCGCGCGGUCGUCCCUCCAAAAAUGCGAACCUCAUCCUUCCUCCCUGUGACCCUCGGGCCGAUGCAGGCUUUAUCAUCAUGGAAAGCGAGGAGUAUCCUCCGAUGUCCGGUUCGAACACAAUUUGCACAACUACCGUUUUGCUGGAAACAGGCAUGGUCAAAAUGCAAGAACCAAUCACAACACUCAAUUUAGAUACCGCAGCUGGCCUUGUCACCGUCAGUGCUGAAUGCGAAUCCGGGAAAUGCAAGACAGUCGCUUUUAACAACGUUCCUGCAUUUGUGUUCCAUCUUGAUUUAGAAGUUGAGGUCCCUGGGAUUGGCAAGGUUCUGUGUGAUAUCGUCUGGGGUGGAAUGAUGUAUGCAAUUCUUGACAUCAGUCAAGUUGGUCUGACCAUCGAUUCAAGCGAUGGAGAGCGAAUUGUCGAAUAUGGCGAACGAGUUAAACGUGCCGUACAACGAACGGUCCACCCUAUUCAUCCAGAAAAUCCGGGAAUUAACGGCGUGACCAAUUUGGUUUUUACAGAGCCACUACAGAGUGAAACUUCAGGAAAGUCUGCACGCAAUGCUACUGUUGUGUCGCCCGGACGCCUUGAUCGAAGUCCCUGUGGAACUGGUACAUGCGCUCGGAUGGCUCAGCUAUAUGCCCGAGAUGAGCUUCUAGUCGGCGAGUCUUUCCGUCAUAUCAGCCCUAUUGGUACUGAAUUCAUGGGCACAAUUCGGGGAACAACCAAGGUCGGAGAGUAUAACGCGAUUCUCCCUACUGUUAAAGGAAGUGCCUGGAUUACGAGUUAUCAACAAGUCGUUCUAGAUCCUAGCGACCCAUUCCCCGAGGGUUUUCGAGUUGGUGAUUCGUGGCACGUGUCGAAAUAG
This is a messenger RNA of Aspergillus luchuensis, 1035 nucleotides long. RefSeq names its product proline racemase family protein. Gene Ontology annotation, molecular function: 4-hydroxyproline epimerase activity. NCBI's taxonomy places the organism in Eukaryota, Fungi, Ascomycota, Eurotiomycetes, Eurotiales, Aspergillaceae. The transcript has a single exon. Bases 1 to 1035 code for a protein of 344 amino acids. The record is from RefSeq and is a predicted model, not a curated record.